Messenger RNA from Teleopsis dalmanni, 534 nucleotides. RefSeq lists its product as uncharacterized. NCBI's taxonomy places the organism in Eukaryota, Metazoa, Arthropoda, Insecta, Diptera, Diopsidae. The coding region runs from base 1 to 534 and encodes 177 amino acids. The record is from RefSeq and is a predicted model, not a curated record. The transcript has 2 exons.
AUGGAUACUCUUACUCCAAAAAUAUCUUCAACGGAUACAAGCAGCAGCAACAGUUCUUCAGCUUCACCAUGUAUGGAUAAAAAAUCUAACAAAAAAUCGCAGCGCGAUCAUAAACUGUCCAAUUCGCGUUCACGUAGCUUCUUGCAUUGCAUUGGCAAACGUUUGGGCAAACAUUUUAUGCAUCAUCAUCCGCAUGAUGCAAUUUUUAACAGUCAAGAUGAUUUACGCAGUUCCUCGACUGACUCCUUUUCAUUAAGUUUUGAACGUGGUUCUCAUUUAGAAUGUCACAUCACUGGCUCAAGUCUUGAUCUUACCAGUGAGGAACCAAAUUCACGCACUUCAUCAGCAUCAGCUUGUUCACGUCUCUCACCCAUAUUGUGUCCUUUAGACUUAGAUGAAUUAGAUUCAUUUCGUUACAAUAAUCAAAACCAUUUCUACGUAGAGACUAUGUAUCGACCAAAUAGUGCUUUCGAACAUAAUAAUAAUGGCAGUUUAAAUAAGAGCAGUAAUCUUGAUGUGUAUAAAUAUUUAUGA